AUGCAGACCCUCACAAUAGUUCUAGGAGAAGUCUGGACAAAUCUUACUAUGUGGUGUUUCUACGCCUUUAUUCCAUGUUUGCUCAUAGAUGGAGUGGCCAUUCUGCCUGCGCCCCAGAACCUCUCUGUACACUCAGUCAACAUGAAGCAUCUCCUGACAUGGAGCCCAGUGACCGUGCCUGGAGAGACAGUAUACUAUUCUGUCGAGUACCAGGGGGAGUAUGAGAGCCUGUACACGAGCCACAUCUGGAUCCCCAGUGGCUGCUGCGCACUCACUGCAGGCCCUGAGUGCGACGUCACUGAUGACAUCACGGCCACUGUGCCAUACAGUCUCCGUGUCCGGGCCGCGCUGGGCCCACAGACCUCAGCCUGGAGCACCCUGAAGCACCCCUUUAAUCGAAACUCAACCAUCCUCACCCCCCCUAGGAUGGAGGUCACCAGGGAUGGCUUCCACCUGGUUAUUGAGCUGGAAGAUCUGGGUCCCCACUUUGAGUUCCUUGUGGCCUACUGGAGGAGGGAGCCUGGUGCAAAGGAGCAUGUCAAGGUGGUGAGGAGUGGGGGCAUUCCGGAGCACCUGGAAACCAUGGAGCCAGGGGCUACAUACUGUGUGAAGGUCCAGACAUUGGUGAAGGCCAUUGGGAGACACAGUGACUUCAGCCAGGCAGAAUGUGUCGAGGUACAAGGAGAGGCCCUCCCCCUGGGGCUAGCCCUGUGUGCACUUGCUGGCUUCGUGCUGAUCCUUGUGGUUGUGCCGCUCUCCAUCUGGAAAAUGGGCCGGCUGCUCCAGUACUCCUGUUGCCCCGUGGUGGUCCUCCCUGACACCUUGAAAAUAACCAAUUCACCCCAGAAGUUGAUCAGCUGCAGAAGGGAAGAGGUGGAUGCCUGUGUCACAGCCGUGCUGUCUUCCGAGGAACUCUUCAGGGCCUGGAUCUAG
Molecule: messenger RNA, 933 nt
Organism: Galeopterus variegatus (Sunda flying lemur)
Lineage: Eukaryota; Metazoa; Chordata; Mammalia; Dermoptera; Cynocephalidae
Gene: IL20RB
Product: interleukin 20 receptor beta
Exons: 7
Coding region: 1-933 (310 amino acids)
Molecular function (GO): interleukin-20 binding
Source: RefSeq, a predicted model, not a curated record